AUGCACAAUGAAAUUAUCAAAUUUGAAGAAAAUCCAUUAAAGCACGAAACAAUAUCAGCAGCUGAACAACUAUUGCUGGCAUGUUAUUCUAAUAAAUCGUCGUCUAAAUACUCUGCUCCACAAUAUCAAACGCUCGAUGAACUGCGAGCAGCAGCUGCUCUGAAUGGCAUUAAACAACAUAAAAAAAAUAUUGCAGCAACGUUACCCCCAACUUCUGAUGCAUUUUACUAUCAUUGUUUACGUGCAUUCAGACAAAUUUAUAUAUGGACAAAAGCAUUUGAACAAUUUAUUGUUUAUCCAUCAUUAGAAAACAACGGCUAUGAGUUAAUUAACGGUCAAACGCUGAUUAAAUGGAAGGCGAAAUCUUCGAUUCCAGAUGAUAUUAGCUUAUCUAGCUGUGGAAAAUGUACAACUGGCUGUAAACAAUGUAAAUGCGGACUUAAUAAACUAAAAUGCACAAUAUACUGUCGCUGCGAUCCUGUUCGGUGCGAAAAUCGAUCAGAUAAAUAUAUGGCGAAAGAGGUUUUUGUUGAUGAUCAAAGUGAAGACGAUGAAUUUAGUGUUAACAUAGCUAAUUUCGGAUCCAAGGAAGAGCAAGCAGAAGCUGAAGAAAAUUUUCUUGAAGAUAUAAAUAAUUUAUCUGAUUUCGAAGACGAUUUGAUUGAUAAGCCAAAAUACACUUAUAUUACCCCUUUUCCGCAACAUCAUUCAUCGGUAGAACUUCCACUAGACGAAAGUUGUCUAGCGGAGUCCAGAUAUUUGUUCAAUCAUACCACAGAUCACGAUUAUUUUACACAAAAUGUAUCAUUUUCAGCAAAAUUUGAAAAUGACUUCGAGCGAAAACAAUCAUCGAUGCAAUAUUACAGCAGUAAUACAGCAGUGACGGAUAUGAACGAUGACAAUUCAAAUACCAACUUCUUCACACAAACAUCCCCGACAAACCCUCGAAAAAGGAGUGCAAAAUAUUCUUCUCGAUUGGAUAUCUUAAAUGAAUCAUUUGAUUAG
Molecule: messenger RNA, 1005 nt
Organism: Didymodactylos carnosus
Lineage: Eukaryota; Metazoa; Rotifera; Eurotatoria; Philodinida; Philodinidae
Source: the annotation of a GenBank genome assembly